Corapipo altera (White-ruffed manakin) is the source of this 4224-nucleotide messenger RNA. RefSeq names its product cell surface glycoprotein CD200 receptor 1-A-like. Gene Ontology annotation, molecular function: signaling receptor activity. NCBI's taxonomy places the organism in Eukaryota, Metazoa, Chordata, Aves, Passeriformes, Pipridae. Gene Ontology annotation, biological process: regulation of neuroinflammatory response. The transcript is spliced from 7 exons. Gene Ontology annotation, cellular component: external side of plasma membrane. Bases 2686 to 3597 code for a protein of 303 amino acids. The record is from RefSeq and is a predicted model, not a curated record.
AUGCGUGAGGGGACAAGUGCUGGGCCGUGUCUGGCUGUCCUGCUUUUCUUAAGGGAAGUGGUGAGAUUCUGUUAGUUCUUUAUUUUGUUAGUUACUGGUUUUUUUCGAUUGUGCAUACCUGUUUUGGUUUUGUCCAUUUUUGUCCCUUUUUGGUUUUUUUCCCCCUUCCCUUCCCUUCUUUCCCUUUUGGGAGCGAUUUGGGGUUCCUGUGUUCAUAUGUACAUAGCACCUUAAUUGUAUAUCUGUAAUAUAUGUAAAAUAUAUAUAUAUUUUAUAUAGCUCUUGCUAUUCCGUUUUUUUUCUUCUCUCUCUUCUGGGAGCUUUUCUUCUGUAGUCUGUGGGGUUUGGCAGGAAGCCAGCUACAACCGGCUACACAUGGAGAAAGUCAGGGUAGCUUCAUGUGAAGUCAACAAGACCAGACCAGCUUAAGUUUAUACCAGAUGGGGCUCUGAUAUUCCUGUCACCAUUGGAAUUGAAGUUCCUGGAAUGAACUUCUCUCUGCACCUUGCUGAUUAAAAUUCAGCUUUACAGCUCCUGCACUUCUUGCUGAAUGAGUUACUAGCAUGGAAUCUGCUGUCAGCAAGGACUUUAAGCUGAGUAAAACCACUUCAAACAGAGCAGAUCACAGAGACUGUCAAAUAAUAUCUGAUGACAUUAUGAUAAUUAACAUAAAAUAGUUCUGCAAUAACCCACAAUGCAAAACCACAGGCAGAACCUAGAUGUGUGCUCUCAGAAUUGAGAAGACAGGGAAAGCUCAGUCUCCAGCAAGGCUGUGAUGGUUCUGCAUAACACCUUAAACAAACAGUGCUUGACUUUCUCUAGUGCUGUGUGGAAAUGGGAACUUACUGAAAAUGUAUCCUUAGUUACACUUUGUUGAUAGUGUCUUCAUCCUCAACUACGUCUCAGGCUUCAGUUUUCUUUCCACUUUUUUUCCUUUCCAUCAGAUGCACACCACACUUCUAAUUGAUGCAGCCAGCAAAACCAGACAAAUUUCACUCCUCUGCAUGCAUUAUUUCUCCAUCUGGGUCAUCCUCUGUCCCACUCUGGUCUUUCUCAGGACCAAUCAUGGCAGUCUGGUAAAGUUCACACUGACUGAAAAGAGGAAACACAACCCCCACUUUUAAAAAGGGAAAUAAAGAAGACCUGGGGAACUACACACUGGUUAUUCUCACCUCUGUGUCUGGCAAGAUCAUGGAGCAGAUCCCCCUGGAAAUUAUGCCAAGGCAAAUGGAAAAUAAAAAGGUGAUUUGUGACAUCCAACAUGGCUUCACUACGGGCAAAUAGUGCCUGACAAAUUUGGUGGCCUUCUACAACAGGGUUACAGCAGUGGUGGUUGAGGAAAGAGCAACUGAUGUGAUCUACCCGGACUUGUACAUAGCACAGGACACUGUCCCACACAAUAUCCUUGUCUCUAAACUGGAGAGGCACAGACUACACGAUGGAUAAGGAUUUGGCUGGAUGGUCACACUAAAACAGUUGUGGUCAAUGGCCCCAUGUCCACGUGGAGAGCAGUAAUGAGUGGUGUUCCUCCAGGGGUUGAUAUUGGGAUUGGUGCUGUUCAACAUCUUUGCUGGCAACAUGGACAGAGGGACUGAGUGCACCCACAGCAAGUUUACCAACAACACCAACCUGUGUGGUGUGUUCAACAUGCUGGAGAGAAGGGAUGCCAUCCAGAGGGACCUUGACAGGCUUGAGAGCUGGGCCUGUACAAACCUCAUGAAGUUCAACAAGGCCAAGUGAACGGUCCCACACCUGGGUCGGGGCAAGCAACCCUGAGGAGAAAGACUUGGGGGUGUUGAACUGUGCUGGGGAAGUGCUGUGGCUUAAGAAGGGAGACAGAACUCUGAAUCUGAAAUUAGUAGCUCAGUGAGGAAGUGGAGAAACAGGUACAGUAUUAUUUUAAAACAAUCCUCACGAGAGUAUUCUGAAAAAAAUCCCCAAACAAACUGAUUUUUAAGUGAAAGAUGUAGGCCACCUUAAGUUUCUGUCUCAUUUCUGUUGAAUAGAAUUUAAAAUAGACUUUUCUUUCCCCUCAAAAGUCAGUUUCUGUUCUCAGGGUCUGGAUAGACUUGUUGUUCAAGAUGAGAACUGUGCUGCCAGCAGCUAAGAAAGAAAUAAUUAAAAAUGUCUCUUACAGAAAAGAUUUGAGACUGCCUUUUUUUUUUUUUUUUUUCUCUUGAGGAAGAUACAAGGAAGAAUUGUCUUGGAAGUAGUGCCAAAGAAGUGUCAAAGAAAUAGUAGUAGUAACAGACAUGACAAACAUGAAGAAUAAAUUUCUCUCUAGCUUCCCAAGAAUAACAUUUCCUUUUUGAUAUUAAACUCAGCCUUGCAUAACUCCUCUGCUUUUACCCUUUCUGAACUCUGCUGCAGGGUUUAUCUUCACUUAUCAGCCUCCCGAGGAGAGCCAAUGAACGGAAGGCAGAAUUGCUCAGUCUGUUUCCUCAGUGUUCGCCCAGGCUCUCAGCACAGGAAGCCUAGUGCUCUGAAAAGUCAGAAGGAGGAACCUCUUCAGCUUUGAGGAGCCAGUUGAUCAGGAGCAUGCACAGCUAGAAGACAGGAGUUGGAAAGGGAGAGAAGAAACGCUUGACACUGACUGCUGAGGGUGCACUGGCAGGCAAUAAACGCUCCCCAUGACCACAGUUAGGUUGGUGUCGGGAUGGAUGGAGUGACGGAGCUGCCUAAGGCAUGAAAGCAGGAACCAACAUGAAGAUUUCUGGGAAGACUGUGUAUAUGUUUGUGCUGCUCACCAUCAUUGUUAUGAGAUCAGGAGGGAACAACGAAGUGUCAGUGACCAUAGGUGACAGCUCAGUGCUCGCCUGCCCUCUCAAACCAAAUAUAAAUAUGCUAACAUGGAAAAUAUAUCCCAAGGUUGGAGGCCCCUGCAACUUGGGCUACAGGGCUGAUACGAACACGACAGACAGAACAAACUGCAGUGACAGCAUGAACUGGAAAUUCAGACCAGAUCUGGGUCCUGUGCUUGAGAUACAGCAAGUGGGGAUAGCCCAGGAGGGAAAUUACAUCUGUGAAGUUGUAACACCAGAAGGGAAUUUCCACAGGACAUACCACCUGACUGUGCUGGUGCCCCCGAGGCUGAGCCUCUUCUGUGAUGAGCACGGGAAGCCCGUGUGCGAGGCAGCGGCAGGGAAGCCGCCUGCUCAGGUCUCGUGGCUCCUAGAGAACAACUCCUCCCUUGAGGAAGAAAGCCAUGACGAUGGGACAGUGACUGUUCUCAGCAGGUUGACAGCAUGUGACACCAACGUGACUGACACAACCUGCGUGGUGUUCCACCCAGCUGGGAGCUGGAGUGAGUCCAUAGCCUGUUGUCCCUCAGACAAAAAGAACUCUAUCCUGUAUGUCUCCAUUACCCUUUGUCUUCUGAGCAUUAUGACCUUCAUGGCUGUCAUUUACUACAUCAAGCUCCACAGUAACAGACUGUGCCACAAAACCACACCUCCUGAAACUGAUCCUAUACAGAAUGACACGAUGGAAGUGGAACCUUAUACUACUUACGUGCAGAAGGAAAACGUAAUUUACAACUCAGUGUCUGAUCUGACAGUGGGGCAGAAUCUUCCACAAGAACUGUGUCCCGAAACAUGAACAAUUCAACAACACUGGAAAAGGAAAGACAUACUUUAUAAAAGACUGGUUAUAUAGAGAAACUUCUCAGAGGAUUUCUUCAGAUUUUGGGGCAGCAUAGCUCACUAGGUCUGUUCAGACACCUGUGCUUGCUGAUGAGUCAGUAUAGGUCUAUUUUUUUCUCCCUGUUUUGCUUUCCUCCUUGGGAAGGGAAACAGUGAUAUUCCUUGCAAAAAUGGACUGACCCCAUAACACAGUUUUUCCUGGAAUAGAUGUUGCGACCAGUGCUCCCUUUACUGUUUUUGCCCUGGAGGUUCUAGUUUUGUCAGUCACUUCUAAAUGUAACUUUGAUACACUUGACACUCUGAUGCACACAUUUGGGAGACCAGAGGAGCGUUAUUUCUGAACUAAAAUGAAACACUCUUCAAUCAGCAGCCAUCUUUUUCUAAUUCACACUUUACUAACAUAGUGACCCAAGUACCGAUCAUCACUGAAUACCUCAAAUAGCAGAAGAUAUUGAUAGGGAAGACCCAGUUCUGAAAAUGGAAAUGAGUGAUAAAUUCAGAAGAUCAUUCACUAAGAAAGAUUCUUCACUAACAUGACUAAUUUACUUGUUAGUUUCAUAUUCAAUAACUCAGGAUACCAUUA